AUGGCUCUUCUCUUUCCCCUUUUAUUUUCUCUCGUGCUUUCUCUAGACCCCAAACUUGUAAAAUACGCCGUCAACUGUGGCGGCGACUCUAUUGUUGCGCCAGACGGUGUCACCUACAUCCAAGACAACGGUUUUUCCUCAGGCACAGCUAGCGAUUACGGCAAACAAUUUCCGAUUCGCCUCACAAGAGAUACAGAAAUCUAUCAAACUGAGCGUUAUGAUGAGCAAGAUUUCACAUACACAGUCCCAAUAAAAGAGGAAGGAAAUUACGUGCUUAUUUUACGCUUUUCUGAAGUAUAUUUCUCAUACCCAGACGCUAAAAUCUUCCACGUAAGAAUUGGGGAUACUUAUAUAGUCAAACAAUUAGACAUUUUCUCCAAGGUAGGGAAGGCUGCUGCUUAUGAUGAAUUUAUUGAAUUUACCUAUGAAGCAGGAAAAUUAAAAAUUAAAGAAAAAGUUGUACAAGGCGGAAUUUCUAAUGGGAAAAUGACCAUCACUUUUGAAAAAGGGCCAAAAGACAACCCAAAAAUAAAUGCUAUUGUUUUGGUUAAAGGGGGAUUAGAGGAUACACAUCAGUUUGAACAAAACCAAGCCCUGGCACGAAUUCAAAAGGAAAGAAUUGCAGCACAGCAGCAAGCGAGAGAAAAGGUGAAUAAAGAGGAAAGAAAAGAAGUCCUGGACGACACUGAUUUUGAAAGCUAUGAGCAGGAAAUCCACACAAUUGAAGAGUCGGAUUCUUUGCUGUCAGUGAUUAUGAGUGGGCCUGGGCUGGUUAUUAUAGGGAUUAUUGGAAUACUGGCAGGAGGAGCUAUUAUUUCAUCAGGUAAAGGAGAUAAAAAGAAAGAAAAUUAA
Molecule: messenger RNA, 852 nt
Organism: Blepharisma stoltei
Lineage: Eukaryota; Ciliophora; Heterotrichea; Heterotrichida; Blepharismidae
Source: the annotation of a GenBank genome assembly